GAUUACUAUUUAAUGAUAGUUAUAAUGCCUAAUCUGUUUUUGAGACGAAUAACAAUAAAUCUCGUUGAUUUAAACGUCGAUAACUAUCUUUAACAAUGCAUAAGUAGUGACAAACAACUACAGUGUAGAAAAUGAUGGCAGCUAUUUAAAAUAUGAGGGUUUUGAUGAAGAGGAAAAUAGGUGAUUUAUGCCCAUUUGCACCAACGUUUAAGUCAGGUACUUAAAAUUUAAGCUUUUCUUAAAACUAAGAAUGCGUUGCACCAACGGUUAACUCUCUCUUAAAGCCUUCUAAGAAAUCCUUAAUUUAAGUGCCCGUUUACCUGUGGCUUAAAUUUGUAAGCAGUGCUUAACGAGACACAACGAUACAACGCAUGUGCGGUAGCCAUAGUAACGGAACAAUACUUCGUUUCUAUUGGAUGAUGGUUUUGGAAAUCGAAAAUUUGCAAUUUUGCAAUCAUUUCAGCCAUUUGCCAUUUCAACCUUUCAACAGUAGCAGCGUUCGUGAGUGUUUUGUAAUCAGCGGUGAAAAGUGUGGAAUAAAGUUCUAACAAGACAAAAAAUAAUAUAAAGAAGGUAUGUACCACAAUUACAACGUUUUGUUGUAAAGAAUUAUGUACAUAUGUUUUAUUUUCAGAUGAAUAAUACAAAGCGCCAGCGUGGAGCAAAUUUUACGGCAGAUGAAAAGACCUUUGUCUUAACAUUAAUCAGUGAACAGCGUCAUAUUAUAGAAAAUAAAAAAACGGACGCUGUUACAAAUAAGGAGAAGCAGCGGUGCUGGGAAGAACUAACGAAUAAAUUUAAUUCAUGUAGUCCUAGCGGUGCCAUGAGGAGUGUAACCUCAUUACAAAAAUUUUACACAAAUAAAAAAAAAGAAGUGCGAAAAGAAGUGGCCGAUAAAAAAGUGUUUAUGCGAAAAACAGGAGGUGGUCCUUCAUCUUCAAAAUGUGAGGAUCCAUACCUGCAGCUAACGUUAGCCACCAUGGAUGAGAAUUCAGUGUAUGGACUGGAAACUCAAUACGGCGGGGAUAGUGAAUUAUUUCAAACUAUAGGUGAAGAAGAUAACGAAGACCAUGAAAACGAUAAUGUGGUGCCCAUUGCCACCUCUUCUCCACACAUACCUGAAGCAAUGGAUGAGGUUCACAAAACAAAAAAACGAGUGUUUUCUGAUACAUAUGACCAAGGGGAAGAAAAUGCAAAUUUUAAAGCUGACUGGGGUGAUUAUAAAGUUGAACACCUGAAAAAAAAGAAAUCAAAGGAGUUACAAACAGUCAUUAAUAGGAGGAGGCCAACAAUAACAGCACUACAUUCCAGCCAUUUGUCGAAAACUUACGACGAACUAGCUACAAAGAAAAUGGAGUUAGUUGAGGCACAACUCGAAGGACAAAAACAUGACGAAGAAAGAAAGCAAGUUGAAUUUUUGCUUCGAAAGCAAAUUUUAGAACUAGAUAUUGAAAUAAAAAAGGAGCAGCUGAGAAAACUGAAACAGGAUAAUACGGAAAAACAAUAAAAUAUAAAAUAAAAUAUUAAUAAAACAUUUAUUUGUUAAAU
Zophobas morio is the source of this 1548-nucleotide messenger RNA. RefSeq lists its product as uncharacterized. The record is from RefSeq and is a predicted model, not a curated record. The coding region runs from base 620 to 1507 and encodes 295 amino acids. The transcript has 3 exons. NCBI's taxonomy places the organism in Eukaryota, Metazoa, Arthropoda, Insecta, Coleoptera, Tenebrionidae.